This is a messenger RNA of Colletotrichum godetiae, 1270 nucleotides long. RefSeq lists its product as uncharacterized. Bases 1 to 1170 code for a protein of 389 amino acids. The record is from RefSeq and is a predicted model, not a curated record. The transcript is spliced from 3 exons. NCBI's taxonomy places the organism in Eukaryota, Fungi, Ascomycota, Sordariomycetes, Glomerellales, Glomerellaceae.
AUGGGGCCCGAACUGACCUCUAGCAAUUUUCCGCCCUUACAUCCGGCAGCUGGCGAAGCAUCAGUUAAUGUCUCUUUCGUAGUGGACAAGAAACCUCCUCCGGCAAACAUCACUAGCCUCCCAAACGAGAUCCACGACUUGAUAACCUCGAAUCUCUGUGAGCACUGCACAGGCGGCUCCCAUGUCGCCAAUCCAGACCGACCCAGCCAUACCAAUAGCGCCGACCUUUUUCAAUCUCCGUCUCGUCGACACUCAUUAGCGGGGCAUUGUGACUCCGUGCUUUCACCGUUUUUGCGUUCCUCGUCUAGGAGCGCCCUUACUGACAGAUCUCUGGAAUGGUCCGAUGAAGUUUGCCGCUUAGGGACGGGCUCGUGGGCACAAUUGUUACACCUACAAACACCAAAUUUGGAAGGGGUAUCCAUCUACAAGCAAUCAUAUCUACCAAUUGCCCUUCAUGUCAAGAUAAAAUCGACCUUCUUGGCAAUUCGUCGUAAUAUGGGCAUUCCCACGAUGCUCAUCUGCGAGAGAUCACCCCGCUUUCCUCACUAUGCUGGGGCUAUUCAUCCAGAAAGAUUCGACAAUUCAAUCCUUUCUCCUGCUGAUAAUAUUUUCGACUUAUAUAAUAUCGCCUUCAGCUCCCUGUCGAGGCACUGCGGCGGCAUUGAAGAGAUUCAGCACGUUCAACACCUUCACACGGUUGAUCACCACCUCGACAAGUGGCCUAUGUUCACGCUAGCGCCUGGCCUCAAACGACUACGCCUUGGGCUCAGCUGCCUUAAGUACUGGGAAGAAGACUGGCCGCCUUAUGCUAUGCACAAUAUUAACACCAAAGGGGUUUGGAGAAAUCUCGGCCGAUGUCUUCAAAGGCUGAUCGACCGUAUCAUGAGCGGAGAUCUUCCUCACUUUCGUUCAUUACAUACCAUCGACAAAUUCAAGGCGAUAGAACCGAGCUCCGAGAAGCUCGUAGUGACAACAAAGGUUGAGGAGUUGGGAGUGGAGCUCAAGUUUUAUGAGCAAGACGUAAGAAACAAUGUGGAUUUCGCAGGCGUAGAAGAUGAAGGGUGGACAUUGCAUGACAAUAUUGGAGGGUCGCAUGAAUUUGUGGUCGCGGCCAAAAGAGUAUCAACACGAGGCUCCGGGCCCAGAGAAACACUAUCUUCUUUUGUUUGAAUAUUACCGUAGUCAAGAACAAAGUGUGAUUUUCUAAUACACGAGAUUAUCCCCCAAUUCUUCCCAGAGAUCACAUCAUCGCCAGACAGGAAGUGUGUCA